This is a messenger RNA of Paramecium tetraurelia, 942 nucleotides long. RefSeq lists its product as uncharacterized. The record is from RefSeq and is a predicted model, not a curated record. The transcript has a single exon. Lineage: Eukaryota; Ciliophora; Oligohymenophorea; Peniculida; Parameciidae.
AUGUCAUCCAUACCUUCUAUGAAUUUGUUCAGUGGACCACAAAUCUAAAAGACUAGAUCUAUUUAUCGUCCUUUUGGAACUCAUGAAUCUAAUUACUAUUCAUAGCCUCCCAAAUAAUUCUAUCCGGAAAAAUAUUCCUCAAUUCCAUCUUAUCAUGAAUAUUUGGCAAAUCAAGGAAGACCAGAUUAUAAUUAAUCCUAUCCUGAAUACAUAGAUAAAGAACAUUAUGUUCCUAUUAAACAUGAAAGUCCUUUUUAAACACUUUACAAGUAUGAUAAAACUAAUCCUACUCCUAAAGAUGCCUUUAUUACUCCGUAUCGACCUAAAGUACCAACAGAUGAAGAAAUUUAAGAGCAUAUUCCUAUUAUUGAUUUAGUGAUUGAAUAACAGAGGUUUUACUCUCAUUUUUCAGAUCAUGGUCUCCCUAAAGGGUAUGCCGAAAAAGAUUAUCAAAGAGAAUUAGAAGACAGAUAUAACAGAGAUCUAACACAACAAAUUAAUAAUGGCUUUAAACUACAAGAAACAAGAACUAAGAAGGAAAUUGAUGAUUUUUAUAGAAAUAUUAAAGUUGCGGUAGAUGAAAGAGGAAGAGUUCAAAUUAAUAAUAUUAGACAACCAUAACAAGUCUAAAAGGGAGUUUCCACUAUUUAUAAGACAACUGAAGACACUGCUAAAGUUGCCAGCAAUUUACAACCAUUUGAUAAUAAUUCCUAUCAAUAACCUAACAAAUAAUAAGAAUAACAAUAAUAUAUUAACCACUUUUAAGGAUCUUUUCAUCCUUAUUAGUAACCUACUUAAUAGCAAUAACAAUAAUAGUAGCCAAUUCAUACAGAAGAAAAGGCUCCAUCUGAAAAAAACUCAAUUGUAAUACCAAUACCUGGUGAUUCAAAUUUAUAAUAAUCAUAACUUGAAUAAUCGAAGGUAAUUACUAGCAAUGAUUGA